UCAUCAUCUACAACAACACAGCACACGAUUAAUAAAAUAAAGAAUAUCUGAAGUGGAGAGAAAUCUCGGGGGGAAUUUUUGAGGGUUACACCAGUGGGUGGCCGUUUCAAAUUGGAAGAAAACUUUGGAUCCUUGCACAGAUUAAAUAACACACUGACACCAUGAGUUGUCCUGGGAAAAGCAGCACAGAGCCCCAUGUAGUGAAAGAGGAGGUUACAGCUACUGGACAGUGGGUGAAGCUUGAAAAGACCACGUACGUGGAUCCGUCUGGAAACACCAGAAUCUGGGAGACGGUGAAGAGAACAACAAGACCAACCGACACUACUGUAGACGGUGUUGGGAUCAUCGCCAUCCUGAAGAGAACUCUGCAUAAGGACUGUGUGGUGUUGGUGAAACAGUUCAGGCCACCGAUGGGAUGCUUCACUCUAGAGUUUCCUGCAGGUCUGAUUGAUGAUAAUGAGAACGCUGAGACGGCUGCAUUGAGAGAGCUGAAGGAGGAGACGGGAUACAAGGGCGAGGUGGUGGGAGUAACGCCAGUCACGUGUCUGGAUCCUGGCCUGUCAAACUGUAGCACACAAAUCGUGAUGGUCAACAUCAACGGAGAUGAUAUUGAAAAUAUAAACCCCACUCAGCAGCUCGGUGAUGGAGAAUUUGUCGACGUGAUUCUUCUACCUUUAGAUGAGUUUCAGAGGAAAAUAGACGAGUUACUGAGGAAGGAGAAACUCGUCGUGGAUUCCAAAGUGUACAUUUACGCUAUGGGAAUGUCCCAAGCCUUCUUUAAACCCAACGAGCUCCCGGUGCUCAAACAGUGAGACGUUAAAGGCACGAAUCCUCCCACAGUUAUAAGCCGUACAGCACAAAUAAUACAAGUGUAAAAGCUGUCCAUGAGCUGCUGAGAAUGUUUCAACAGACCUCUAAAGUUUAACACAUUACUUGAACAUUCCUAACACUAACUGCACUGGGUACAAAGUAGUAAAGUCUAUUAAUAGUGAUAAAAAAAUGUAUAAGAAUAAAAAUUUUUAGGACCAAAUAAAAAUGUCAAAAUGGCUGAUUUGUUAUCCGCUGCUUCUGAGCUUGGGAUGAUAAAAUCUGUAUUGAGUUUAUAGUACUGUUACAUAGAAAUGCAAAAAAAAAAAAAAAAAGUAAAUUGUAUUAACAUUUGUCUGAAA
Messenger RNA from Silurus meridionalis, 1169 nucleotides. RefSeq names its product nudix (nucleoside diphosphate linked moiety X)-type motif 5 (gene nudt5). The record is from RefSeq and is a predicted model, not a curated record. The transcript is spliced from 10 exons. Lineage: Eukaryota; Metazoa; Chordata; Actinopteri; Siluriformes; Siluridae. Gene Ontology annotation, biological process: ribose phosphate metabolic process; nucleoside phosphate metabolic process. Gene Ontology annotation, molecular function: ADP-ribose diphosphatase activity. Gene Ontology annotation, cellular component: nucleus. The coding region runs from base 162 to 812 and encodes 216 amino acids.